CCCGCAGUGAGACAGUGUUGUUGUUCCAAACAUUCUUCAAGAGUCUGACGGACCAGAGCUUUAAUUUAACCCUGCUGCAGGUGUCUACUGACUGCAAACGGAUUUCACAUCAACAGUGUGUUAGGAUUACCUACAAAAGGAGGACAAAAUGAACUGUGGCCUGCUGACAAACAAGAAUGAGCCAGUUCCACUGAAGCACAUCGAGGUGGAUCUGCAGGUUCAGGGGCAUGUAGCGACGGUGACCUCCACCCUGCAGUAUAUAAAUGAGGAAGAGAACCACCUGGAGGCUGUGUUUGUCUUCCCCAUGCCUUCAGGAGCUGCUCUCUGCCAUUUCAGCGCCAAGAUUGCAGACCAGGAGAUAGUGGCUGAGGUGCAGGAGAAACAGGAGGCGCGGGAGCAGUACGAUGAUGCAGUGAGUUCAGGUCAACAGGCCUUUCUGCUGGAGGAGAGUGAGGAGUCUGUGGACGUGUUCAAGAUGAGUGUAGGCUCUCUGCCGCCAGGCCAGAGCGCCGCCGUCACCUUCAUCUAUAUCGCUGAGCUGAGUGUACAGGCUGACCAUUCACUGCAAUUCAGCCUGCCUGCAGUGCUCAACCCCCGUUACACACCAGCCGGUUCAGGUGGUGGUAUAGUUUCAGAGAUAACAUCAAGUUCCUCUGGUAUUCCCUACUCUCUCUCUUUUACUGCACACGUGAGCUCUCCAAACCCCAUCACUAAAGUGGAGUCCAAAUGUCCUUUAGAGCCCCUGAUGUUCCUCAACACAGACCACACAAAGGCAAAGGUAAGCCUUUGUGCAGGUCAUAUGUUUGAUCGAGAUGUCGAGCUGUAUCUAUAUUAUCAGAAUCCUCAUCAGCUCACUGCUAUAGUGGAAGCUGGAUCUCCCGCAGCACAGCCAGGGACUCUCCUGGGAGACCCUGUGGUCAUGGUCAGUUUCUAUCCAGAGUUUCCUGAGUCAGUGAUGUCCUCCAUGUCGUCAUGUGGCGAGUUUGUGUUUGUUAUGGACAGAUCUGGCAGUAUGAUCCGCGCCAUGCAUAAUGGACGAGGUGUACAAAAACGCAUCGAGUGUGCCAGGGACACUCUGCUCCUGCUGCUGAAGAGUCUCCCCAUGGACUGUUACUUCAACAUCUAUGGCUUUGGCUCUCACUAUGAAUCCUUCUUCCCGAAAAGUGUGCAGUACAGUCAGGACACUAUGGAGCAGGCUGUGAAGAAAGUAAAUGAGAUGCAAGCAGACAUGGGGGGCACGGAGAUUCUGCAACCUCUGGAGCACAUUUACAAACAGCCUUGUAUCCCCAACCACCCAAGACAGUUGUUCAUAUUUACAGAUGGUGAAGUAGGAAACACCAAAGAUGUUCUUCACUGCGUGAAGAGCAAUGCUGAUGUCCACAGAUGCUUCUCAUUUGGGAUUGGUGAAGGUACAAGUUCUGCACUCAUCACAGGAUUGGCUGAGAACAGCUCUGGCCACGCCCAGUUCAUCUCAGGAAAAGAGCGCAUGCAGGCACUAGUAAUGCAGUCCCUUCGCUAUGCUUUGCAACCAGCAGUGAUUGAUAUCACUGAGGAUUGGACUGGUUUGUCUUUCACCCGUCUGAGCCCCCCGAUUAAUUCACUUUUCCAUGGUCAAAGAGCACUGAUUUAUGCCCAGUUGAAAGGAGAGGAAUGUCAGAACCCAGACUCUAAGGGGAAAAUAUCAGUGCGGUACCGCCUAGGAGAUCAAGAGGUAACGAACACCGUCCACUUCUCCCUGAAGCCGGCUGAGGAGAGCGGACUGGCCAUCCACAGGCUGGGCGCUCGCUCUCUGAUCCGCUCUCUGGAAAGGGACGAGCAGGAUGAUGGAGCUGAUAAAGAGGCUCUGAAGGCCAGAGUGGUGGAACUGAGUAAGCAGUCUGGAGUGAGCAGCUCUCACACAGCCUUCAUAGCUGUCCAUAAGGGCAGCGGACAAGCUGUGAAAGGUCCACUGGUGAAGAGGAGAAUUCCUACCCACACGUUUAUGGCAGGUUCAAUGGGUGUUAACCUGUGUAUGGCUGCACCAAUGUGUGCACCAUUGGGUCGUCGUUUGAAAGGGUGUGUGGUUGGACAAGAGGCUGCUGUUUUGCCUAGACUUUUAGACAGGUGUUUUUGCAUUCAGCCCUUGGACAACGAAGAGAGGUGUAUUCCUACCUCACACCCAGUGUUCUCAGGGUAGGCUUUGAAUCCACCACAAUCCUGACCACAUUAAAGUGGUUACUGAAAGUGAGUGUAAAUGCUGAAGUUCAUGGAUUGUUAAUGUUAAUUAAUGCAGUAGAUAAUGCUCGCUAUGGAAAUCUUAAAGUAGCGUGUUACUGUAUCCACUAUCUUCACUGUUUCUGGAUUUCAUCCUGUAGUGAUGUUAACUAGAAAUUUUUAUUCAUAGAUUAAAUAAACAUUUGUCAGUGCACUUGUAUUUCAUUAACAUUUAAAUAAAUGUCAAACAAAUGUCAAUUAAUUUCUUAACAUUUCUUAUGAUUUUAUUAAGGCUGAGGUUCAUGGUUUGUUAAUGUUAAUUAAUACAGCAGUGUUGUUAUACAAUAUAUAAAACGUGGGAACGCACAGUUUUAAAAUGUUGUCAUCUUUGAGAUCCACCUAUGUACCAUAAGGUGCAUGAUGAGACAAUUGGUACGUUUACAUGGACAACAAUAAUCCAAUAUUAACGCAAUUAAGACAAUACUUUGUUCUGAUUACCUUAAUCCGAUUAAAGUCAUACUCGAAGUAAACACAAAUCGAAUUAAGACAUGUGGAGUAUUCCUGUUUUAGUCACAUUAUCAAAGUGAAUUAUAGAUAUGUACCCACCUUAAUCACACUAUUAACGUCGUGUGGGAGUUUUGAACGCAUUUUGCGACAGGACACAUACACACGGCAGUGCUCAACCGCUUGACGGCAAACAAGAGAGCACGGCUGCGUCCGAAACUGCGUACUUCCCUACUAUAUAGUAGGAGAAAUACGUGUACUUCGGCUACUAUAUAGUAGGUAAGUACGUGGUUUCGGACACAUCCCACGGCUUCAAGCAGUCGUCUGUUUGCACGUAUAGCAUGACAAAUAAUUAACUGCGUUUGAAGCUUUCGUAAAAUUAAAAAUGAAACACCCAAAAUUGUAUACGGUACUGUAACGAAGGCGAGCUGUAUGUAGAUACGUGAAAUUCUGGAGGGAACGUCGGACGGCGUGACGUGGGGAUGUAAUGACGUGUGCUGUUAAUCGAUCUAUGUUCUAUAACAUGUAACACGGGAACAUGAAAGGAAUAUUCUAAAAUCGACUCAUGUAAACACCUUAAUCACAAUAUUGUCUUAUUCAGAAUAAGGUCAACAAUUAGAUUAUUGCUGUCCAUGUAAACGUAGUCAAGGAUGCACAUAUUAUAUUCAGAGUGCAUGAUUAAUGAGGAAGAAUGCUGAUUUGCUUCUGCACAGUGAUGUCUGCAUGUGCUCCAGUUCCAGCUAGUAAGUUACUGAAUAUAAUAGUUUGUAAUUCAUACACCAUACAGAUCCACAAAAGUAAAGCAUUUUUUUUUUUUUUUAAAUACAGAAAAUACAAGAAACUGUAUGUA
Ictalurus furcatus (blue catfish) is the source of this 3547-nucleotide messenger RNA. Its product is annotated as von Willebrand factor A domain-containing protein 5A-like. The transcript is spliced from 19 exons. Bases 149 to 2176 code for a protein of 675 amino acids. The record is from RefSeq and is a predicted model, not a curated record. Lineage: Eukaryota; Metazoa; Chordata; Actinopteri; Siluriformes; Ictaluridae.